Dimorphilus gyrociliatus is the source of this 2019-nucleotide messenger RNA. The record is from the annotation of a GenBank genome assembly. NCBI's taxonomy places the organism in Eukaryota, Metazoa, Annelida, Polychaeta, Dinophilidae.
AUUUCCGUUUCCUGUUAAACAAUUUUAUCUGAUGCGAGAAAAUCUUCUGUGGGGAAAGCAAGUUUUUUCGAACUGUUCGAAUAUAAUAAACUGAACAAGCCUGGUGUGAUAAAAACUACUUUUGCAUUUUAUAAUAACCAAUGAUAGAAUUGAUCAGAAUAGACCUGUCGUAUGGCAAGUUUUAAUUCUAAUUAUGCACAUACAAGACAAACUUCUGUUACAUCGCUACCAACUGAUUCUGCAGGUUUAAAUUUAUGGAAUCUUUUACAAUAUAUUUACUAAAUAUUAUUUUAGCAGAUGCAAAUACAGUGUCUAUGCCUACCUAUAAUGUGACAGUGUCUCCAAAUCUUCAAAUGGGCUAUAGACCUAUACUAGGAUCAACAGUAAAUGACCCUUUGCUGCUUAUGAGCUAUCCACAAGUAUAAUAAAAAAUUCUCAAAUAAUUGAAAGAAAUAUUUUUUUAAAGUUUAGCAAUGUUCCCGUCAACAACCAAACAGUCAUGACCCAUUUCAACUCGGAAAAUUACAAAAAAGGCAUCAUAACACUUUCAACCUGUGUGUUAUAUCCAAAUAAAUGUUUGUCUUACUUUAUCUUUUUCCCUCCUAAAAGUAUGUAAUUACAUCUGUAGACACAUUUCCUCAAGUUUUGAGAGCUAGGCCACCGGGAUGCAAAACCAUUUAUGUUGGAGGCUUACCAGAAAACACAACAGAGACCCACUUACGAGAGGUGUUUGAACGAUUUGGCGAUAUAUUAAAUAUUCGAAUGGGAAAGAAGCAUUUCUGCCACGUUAGAUUUUUCUCUGAAGAAAGUGUUGACCAUGCCAUGUGUAUAACAGGCUAUAGAAUCAAAUUAGAUAAUAAAGAUGAUAAAGAAUAUACUGGACGAUUGCACAUAGAUUAUGCUCAAGCAAAAGAUGACAUGUACGAAUGGGAAUGUAAGCAACGAGCAAUGGCAAGAGAACAGCGUCAUCGAAACAAACUUGAAGAAGAGAAGCUGCGAGGAUCCUCUCCACCUCCCAUAAAUAGAUAUUCUGACCAUGAAGCCGUACUACUAUUAGAAAAAUUGAAAUGUGAUGAAACUUUUAUGGAAGGUGUUCAAGUAGUCGUCGCUUGGUUAGAGAGAAGUGAAUGUACUCGUAAAACUGCAAACCAAUUUUACGGCUUUGUUCAAACUAUACACGCACAUGUGCGAAGGCUAAUAAAUGAGAAAACUACUUAUGAUGAAGAAUUAGAGAAUGUGAAAUUUAGAUUUCGUCAACGUUUAGAAAACAUUUUAAAACAGUUUGAACAAAUUGAUCGUGUAUUUAUGGCUGCCACUCAACAAAAAGCCUGGGACCAUUUCUCCAAAGCUCAAAGAAAAAAUAUUGAUGUUUGGCGAAAACAAGCACAAGAUACCAAAGAGCAACAAGAAAAAGAAUUCUUAAGUAACCGAGAAGAAUUAGAAAUGGAAAUGUCUGAUAGUGAAGACGAACCUUGUAUAAAAAAGAAGAAAACAGAUGAAACUCAAGCCUUAGACUGCAAACAAGAAUUAGAAUCUGAAAUAAGAAAUUUAAAAGAGGAGAAUAACUGUCUUAAGUGUCGAGUUGAGGCUUGCAAGAAUGAAGUCUAUUUGCUCAGACAAGAAGCUAAGAAGCAAAAUUCAGGGAAAAAGAUCGAGCAACUGGAGCACCCUCUUCAGGGAAUGCAAAAAGAAUUUCUUGAUGCCAAAGACGAUGGAAGGAAGUGUUAUCUUGACGAGAAGAAUGUCGUUUCAUCUUCCCAAAAUGAAAUUGGCUUGAAUGAAACGGAAGCAAAAUUACUUUGUUAUAUUUCAACCUUUCUGCAUGUUCACCCUUUCGGAGCCAGUUUAGACUAUAUUUGGUCGUACUUGCAGAAAUUUGAUUUAGCGUUUAGAACAAGUGAACUCGAAAAACUAUUGGAACGUUUCCCUAAUAUAUUUAAUUCGCAAAUGCAUGGAAUAGGAGCAAAUAUUGAAAAACGAUGGCGUUAUGUUGCUUUAGAUCGAAAUUUAAAUACUUAA